Guillardia theta CCMP2712 is the source of this 4230-nucleotide messenger RNA. RefSeq lists its product as hypothetical. The transcript is spliced from 17 exons. Bases 1 to 4230 code for a protein of 1409 amino acids. Gene Ontology annotation, molecular function: calcium ion binding. The record is from RefSeq and is a predicted model, not a curated record. Lineage: Eukaryota; Cryptophyceae; Pyrenomonadales; Geminigeraceae.
AUGGUGCAGAACUCGGUGCGCGGGCGGCUCUUUGGCGUUAGCGAUCACCUCAGAAGGAUGGCGAGGGGGUCGUCAAGGGAUGGAGGCGUCGGGCUAGUGAUUGAGUGUUGGAAGAUGCUCUUCAAUGUCGUCUACGAACACCUGAGCAACGGGAAAGCGAUGAGCAUCAGCGGGCUAGGAACGUUCUUCCCGUGUCUAGAAACAUCCAAAGACGUCGCUCUGGACCUAGACAGUGGCUUCCUCGCCAAGUGUCAGGUCUCUUACCGCAAGGAUGUUAAGAAGGUUCCUGCCGCCAUGGUCGCGCAUCCUGUUUCGUUCACCGAGAUUGCGAUGAAGUGCGACAUGAAAAGAGAUGUUGCUGCAGACAUUCUAGUCGGUCUGCUUGAGAGCGUGAAGGAGGAUGUAGCGAGGGGGGAGCUAACGGGGCUGGAUAUGUUUCCUGUAGGGGCACUUCUAUUCGAGAAUCGACAAGCACGUUUCCUAUCAGCGAAGCUGAAGGUCCAAGAGCAGCCUGCUCAAGAGCCGGCGAAGGCAGUGAAGAGAGAGACUAUCACUACUUCAGACAGGAGGCAGGAGGAGAUGAAGUACUGGUCCAUGUCAACUUCGGACAGGUCCAAGAUGGGGCAAACCAGCUUUCUGAUCCAGAGAAUGAAAGAUGCAAUCAGCAGACAGUUCUCGAGCAGUGAUGAUGUCUUUGCCUUCUUCACGAACGACAACUCGACGAUCACGGUAGAGCAGCUGAUCAGUGGGAUACGCAAGAUAGCCGACGUCGCUGACGAUGAGCUUGCAAGCUUCCGCAAGCAAGUGCAGAAGCAGCACGGGAGUGUCCUGCACAAAUCUGACUUUGAGAAGCUCUUGAACCUGGACAAGCUCUCGCAGAAGGAGCUGCUCUGCUUCAAAUGCAUCUAUGACGCCGUCUACAUAGCGAAAUCUACUCUCAAGGAGAUUUUUCAGCUGGCAGACAGAGAUGUUGAUGGCAAGGUCUCAUUGGAAGAACUUGCGGCAGUCAUGAGUGAGGUAGCGAGCAUCGACCGGACUGAGGUCAAACGAUCCCUCGACAUCCUGAGCAAGUCCUAUCUCGAGCGGCAGGGGCUCUCGUGGGACUUGAAGAGGAAGUGGAGCUAUGCCGAGCUUGCGAGCAUGUUGGAAGGUCAUACCCGCCCCUUCGACUGGGAGCAGGAGGUGCUGCUGCGCUGUCAGAGGUGGAUGGUGCAGCACGGAUACUCGCUGGAGCAGGCGUUCAGCUUGAUCGCAGGAGGGAGCAGGAGUGGGAUAAGCAGGAAGAGGUUUGGGGAGUGGAUCCUCCAGAUCGAUCCACUGCUGUACCUCGAGCAUGUUGACAGGAUCUUCAACAAGUUCAAGCUGGUUGAUGGCGAGGUCCGUGCUGUUCUGUGCAUAGAAUUUCAUCCUCGAUGUAUCUCAACUCUCAGUAUCAAGCGUAUCCGCAAGGCAGACUUCACUUCGAGGCUCAACGGCAUCGUCCUUCAGAUGCAGGAGAAGGCCUUCCGCUGGCUCGAAGACAAGCUGUUCGAGAAGAAGAAGACCCUGCAGGCACUGCUCAUCGAGUCUGACUUCAACCGAGACGGCAAGGUGUCGUCAGAGGAGUUCCUGCGCAUGGUGAAGAUGCUCGAUCGGUCGCUUUCGGAAGCAGAAGCGCGGGAGUUCGUCAAGGCCCUGACCCUCACAGAGCUGCAGGACAACGUAGACGUGCUGAAACUCCAGAAGAGGUUCGACCAUCACAACGUCCAGUCGUCUGAGGCGGACGCGAACUUGCUGGAGAGCAUCCAGAAGGCUCUGAUCAGUAGAAAGAUCUCCCCAAAGUCCUUCUUCGACAAGUUUGACCGCGACAGAGACAGCAGGCUCUCAGAGGUGGAGCUGACUGAAGGCCUUCAGUCCUUAGGAGUGAGCUGCUCGAAGCAUCAGGUCCGCAAGCUGAUGUACCUAACAGACAAGGACAGCAACGGGUUCCUGGACAUCGACGAGUUCGUCGGUCGAUUCGGGUUGGAGUCCGUCAAGAAGUCGGACAAGUUUGCUCAUCUGGCCACCAAGCUCUCCCUCUACCUCUCCAAGCUGGGCUACACGGGCGCGGAGCAAGUGUUCAAGAAGUUCGCCAAGCAAGACUUCAUUGGCUUCCAGGAGUUCAGGAGUCUGAUCCAGCACGCGCGAGUGAAGAUGAGCGUGGAGGAGGAGGACGUCAUGUGGAGGACCCUGGACGUGAACAACAGAGGAAGGCUCAACCUCCGCCAGUUCAUCUCCUCCAUGUCGGUAGGAGCCUUUAAGAUGUCCUCCUCUUCCCACCUCCGCGGCGACCAGGGCGGCAGCGCAGUGGACGCAGCGAGGAUGAUCAAGGACAUCGCCCAUGCUCGUAGGCAAACCAUCUCCGAUCUCUUCGUCAAGAUCGACAAGGACAAUGACGGGUACGUUGGGAUCGAGGACCUGGACAAGUUUGCCCCAGAAGUCGCUUCCUUCUCCCUCUCCUCCCAGCGUUCCAAGUCUAAGGCUGUCAAGGCUGAUGUAGCACAGCGAGACCUUGCGGGGCUGCUGCGGGGCACCAACAAGCUCUUCCUCGACCAGCACGAGUUCGUUCGGCUGAUCGAGAAGUUCGUUCCCAACGUCCCCGUGGAGCAGGCGAUCUUGUAUGUGCAAGAGCAGCUGUUGAAGACGGCCAAGGGAGCCAAGCUGAAGUCUGCGCCAGUCAAAGUCCACAAGAACGAGAUCCAAGACAUGCUGAGAGGAGGAGGGUUCGAUGCAGAGGCGUUCGAUCAGCUGCUGGACAUGCUGGGGAAAGAUCAUGAUGGAAACGUGGUUGUACCAACCAUCGUUCCCCUUGACUGGAGGGAAGUGAAGAGGCUGAUGCACCACAUCGGAACUUCGCUCAGCCGCAGGUUCGGCUCAGCUGAUGCACUCCUUCAGAAGCUCCCGCCACCAGCAGGCGCUACUGCGACCGCAGCACAGAACAAGUCCUACAACUUCGCGUCCAUGGUCGACCUGGUGGAAGACGGAGGCAUCAUGAACAAGAAGCAGCUUGCAGCAACUCACUGGGAUCAGAUCUGCGAGAGGCUCGGGGGCAAGUCGGGGACGAUGAGCGAGGAGACGAUACGGAACCUCAUGACGACUUAUGACUUCCGGAUAGAGCUGAUGAACGAACUCCAGGACGCGGUUUAUGACGGAGGGCACAGGCCAGAAGACCUGUUGAGGAAGAAGGAGUUCGGAAGGGACGACUUCUGCAACCUCUACUGCUCGCUGCUCAAGAGCAGGACCAUCUCCGAAGCUACCUUGCUCUUCGACUGGCUGACCAGCUCGCAGCGAUCGAAACACUCGUUGACCCGAGCGCAGCUAGUCAACCUGCUGUUCGGCUACGACAAGCCGCUCGACUGGGAGCGAGAGAAGCUGGCGGAGCUGUCGGUCGACAUCAGAGCCUCCUUCCGCACUGUUGACGAAUUCCUCAAGAUCCUCGAUUUGGACAAGGACGGAACUGUCUCCGUGAAAGAGCUGCAGAGCGGGUUCUCGAAUGUGAACAUGAGGCUGACGAAGCGAGACGUGCGGCUGCUCUUCCUUGCCAUCGACGAGGACGGCAGCGGCGACCUCGACGUCGAGGAGCUGAGAAAAGUCUUCUACGACGCCGAGUCGAAGGAGAGCAGGGGGGAGAGCAUCCAGGUGGGGAGGGACGACAGGAAGCGAGCCAUGGAAGAUCGAUGGGCCAGGCUUCGAAGGGUCCGCCUCGCAAGGCUGCUCGCCAACUUCUUCCCCGACGUCUCCAGCGCCUUCCGAGCCCUGCAGAACGCUGGCCCGGCGCUACGGAAUCAGCAAGGUGUCUCGGCCGCUCAGUUCACCAGCGGCUUCACGAGGAUAUUCGAGGAGGCCAAGAUAGCAGCUCCUAGCGCAGAGAAGCUGCUCCAGAUCUUCAAGGCGGCGGUGAAGGAUGCGCUGGUGAUGAGCUUCAGUCAGUUCGCCUCCUUGUUCUGGCAGGGCAGUAAGGAGGAGAGCAAGCAGCUGCUGCCCUCCCAGGGGCUCAAGAACGCAAUCGAGUCGAUGAAGCGCAAGGAACAGGCGAUCAUGAAGAGGCUGGAGGGGCAGGGGAGGAUCAGGCGGACGCAGCUCGUCGAGGUCCUCCAGGCCUGCGACCUCAAGUUUGACCAGGAGACUCUUCAACAGAUCCUUGACUUCGCAGGUCAGGGGCACGGGACGAUCGACGUCCCGGCGCUGCUGCGAGCUUGUCAACGCAAGUGA